AAAAAAAAAAAAAGAAAAAUCAUGGAAUUGUUGGAAUUGUUUUGGAUGAUAACUUGUGUGUGAGUGGGUUUUGUUUCAAAGAUAUUUUAGGCUUUGUGCUUGUGGAUUAGCGAGUCUGUUGCUAUGAAUGUAGAUUGUGUCGACUAUUGCAUGUAAGUUAAAUUUGAUAAAUUUGUUGUUUCUUUCGAUGAUUAGUAUCUUACUUGAGGAUAGGUUCUUCUUGGUUGAUUAUUUCCGUUUCUUGCUAGAUUUCUCGACUUUUCCUUAAUAUUCUCUAAUUAAUUUGUGAUUUCCAUGUUGAUGGGCGAAAGUAAAAAGGGGUUAUCUAAAUGUUGUGUUGAAGGUUCUCUUGCUGCUGAUGUUGGAGUGAACCAAAUAGAUCUGCUCCCUACUGAAAUUAGUGCAGAUUUGAUGUGUGGUAAAAGAAUGAUUCUCACAAAGCAAUACCGGUGUAUUCACUCGGCAAGUUGUGUUUGUACAAAAGGGCACCUCACUGAAGAAAUCAUUUUCUUAGUUUUCAACCAUUUGAAUUGGAACCCUAAAUUGAUCGCGGCACUUUCUUGUUCUUGCAAAUGGUUUGAUGAUCUUGCCAAACGAGUUCUUUGGAAAGAAUUCUGCAAGACACGAGCUCCUAAGAUGAUGCUUGAUUUGCAGUCUAGUGGAAGUCAUAGUGUAGAUGGGAACUGGAGGGCCCUUGGUAAGCUACUCAUAUAUUGCUCUGGAUGUAAAAAGGAUGGGUUGUUCAACAGUACUCACAUCCCAGGUCACUUUGUCUACCGAACACGGUUCUCAAGGACAUCAGGGAAGAGCUUUCUAUUACCACAAUGCAGAACAGAUGUCUUAUAUGUGUCUGAUCCUUGUGAGCAUCUAGACCAAGGGGAUGAAGGCGAUAUUGGAUUUUUUCGUGGAAUAUUUAAAUCCUUUGCGACAUCAAAGGUCAGGAAAAUGCUUAUAAAGAGAAGCGCUCCGCUGCAUCCAACAGAGGUGUGCCCGUAUUGCAAGGCAAAGCUGUGGAACAUGCUGGCAGCAAAGAUGAUACCAUCAAGUGCCAGCUGCCGGCUGGGUGCUUAUGAAGAUUGCAUUGAGUAUUACGUGUGCCUUAACGGCCAUGUACUUGGGAUUUGUACCCUCUUGCCCUUGUCUGAUACAGAUGAAGCAUCCGAAGAUUGACAAUUUGCCACUGCAUUUUAUCAAAGAAUUUGAUGCGCAAUUGGGUUGUGGAAUUGUGGUGGAUGCUGCAUGGAGAACAAAAGAGAGUGACUCAAGAUGACAGGCAGUUUAGUAGGACUCACUCCGGCAGAUGAGAUUCUAUUUACUCCAAGGUGCUGCUGUGGAAACUUUUCUUCCUAUUAGCAGGAUGGCAAAGUGUUAUUGUCUUCACCAUUGUUUUUGACAAUGUCGUGCUGUAAACCCUGUACCUAUUUUGUAUGAUGAAUGAAUUCCAGUAAUGAACUAACCUGCAAGAAGGAUAUGUAAUACAAGACAUAUUGAUUUGUUCUCUAUUAGUUGACAUCAUUUGACUUCAGACUUGGGAAGUCCUCUCUUCCCUGUGUCCGAUGGA
Sesamum indicum (sesame) is the source of this 1561-nucleotide messenger RNA. Its product is annotated as EID1-like F-box protein 2. Lineage: Eukaryota; Viridiplantae; Streptophyta; Magnoliopsida; Lamiales; Pedaliaceae. Gene Ontology annotation, molecular function: protein binding. The record is from RefSeq and is a predicted model, not a curated record.